Epithele typhae is the source of this 2118-nucleotide messenger RNA. RefSeq lists its product as uncharacterized. NCBI's taxonomy places the organism in Eukaryota, Fungi, Basidiomycota, Agaricomycetes, Polyporales, Epitheliaceae. The transcript has 3 exons. The coding region runs from base 1 to 2118 and encodes 705 amino acids. The record is from RefSeq and is a predicted model, not a curated record.
AUGUCCUUCAGCGACCCCGCGUUUUCCUCGGACCCACGCUCCAAUCCUCACUUCUUCACCAUGAACGACCGCGAGGAGAUCUACCCGGCUAGCGUUGCGGAUAGCUCGGAAUACUCUCCCACCAUUGGCGACGAGGAGUCGGAGAUCGACCACGCCAACCUGCCUCCUCGCAUGCGAAUGCAGCUCGAAGCUCAGGAACUCCUCUCUGCUCAUGGCCGUUCGGCGUCGAUGCCCCAUACACUGUCAGCGCCUCCCCCACUAAACCUCACUCGAUCGAGCUCGACUAGGGCUAUUCCCGUCUCUCCCCCGAUAUCCCACACACCGCCCUCGGGAUCGCACCGCCGCGAGCCUGCUCGACUAGACCAUCUCCCGAUCGCCAGCACGAGUGCAUUCGAUCCAGAGGCCGCAGCGUACGCACACGCAGUCUUCGCUGCCCAAGACGAAUGGCAGCCUCCCCCUCCGUACUCCGACUCCGAGUCCGAUUGGUCGUCGAACCCCCAGACCCCCGCACGUACGCCCUCAUCCUCGGCCGUGUACCUUCCUCUCGAUGAAAAGAAAAUCAAGCCCGCAGACGAGAAGAGUCCCUCCCCGCGAUCUCAGCCAGUCUCUUCAGCGAGCGAGCAGGCGGCAGUGGUGGCGUCGCAAGCCAGGAAGCUCGCCGCUCUCGGUGAACUCCCGCCUUCCCCGGCCAGGCCGUCGAUCAGUGCCCGGAAUGCUUCGGCCCCGGAGCUCAGAGCCUUGCCGACGGAGGUUGAAGUACCCCCUCGUCCAGCAACCGUGCCCGCACCUGCACCCUCUCCGGAAGAGGCUUCAGCACCACUACCCAUGGGUCGCCGCCAGGCGAGCAAGAACCAGAGCAUUGCAACCCCUCCGCGCGAUCUGGACCGCAUCGAUGAGCUCGAUGAGUCCGACCCCCUUGGCUUCGCAUGGCACCACAAUGGUCCGUACGAGGCUAUCGCGAAAGCAGGCCAGGGUGCUCCUGGUAGCGAAGACCACGCGGCUCAUAAAUCCAGGACUAAGCGCAAGUCUCCAGCGAGCCAUAACCAGCCUCCCACGAGCGUGAAGCCAGGACAGAUUUUCCCUUUUACUUCCCAGUUCCAGACUCCGGGGCCCAGUGAUAUGAGUUACAUGAGACCAUUUGCUCCUGACAUGCCCCCACCCGACAACUUCUCUGUCACCUCUCCGCCGCGUAGCCCCCUUGCCCUCCCUGUUCAACGGCGCUUGCCCCCCAUGGUCGCCGAUCCUGGAGUGUACAGCAACAUCCACAUGGCAGGAUUACGCCCCGAUCCCCCAGCAGUUCCUCUCACGCACAGACUCGACAUCAGUCUCUUCAAUGGGAACGAAAGUCGCCAUGUGGUGCCUCCCCCCACCAGUCGCUCUUCCCCUCCGCAAUCGUACCUUUCCACUAACCCUUACACUCACGAAACUUCCACCUUCUCCCAACCUUCGGGUUAUCCUCGCGAGGCGGCUUCGCAGAGUCAACGGCCUGCAUCAAUCGCACCACCUCGUCGCGACCUCCCUCCCGCCAGUAUGGCGCCUCGGCCCGAUAUCACCCUCCCUCCCACUCGUUCUGGAAAGCAGUCAGCCCUCCGGCCAAGUCAUGUCCCGCAGAAGCUGGUCAUGCCCGCUCCGCUGCAACAGAACCCGCCAUCACGGCCUGCGCACCCCCCUUCAGGUCCAGCGCAUGUCGAAAUACUUAACCAGCGUCAUCUCUCCGUCCCACCGACAAUUCCCUCCCCGUCGUCCUCGGGCAGCGCGUCUUCAGCGCAGCAUCACCAGACGAGCAGAGCCAAGGACAUUCCCAUGAGCCAUGGCCCGAAGGUACUCAAAAAGCGUCACACCAUGGGCGUCCCCCAGCCGCGCUCUGAAGUCCCCUCAUCGAGUGCCGUGGCCGCGAUGUUCGCCUCCCGCGUGCAUUUCGAGGAACCCAAGGAGGAUCGGCGGAAACGCGAGAAAGAGGGAAAGCAGGCGAAGGAGAAAGGCGUUUCGAAGGUUGUUCCGCUGGACGGUGCGUUCUUCAUCGAUCCAGUGAAGGAGGCGGAAAUCGCGCGUCAGCGCGAUGCUGCCCGGAAGAGCAGCGAGAAGGCUGCUGGCCGCAAGCUAAGCAAACGUCGGUAG